CCAAAACCCAACUUGUCUCUUGACAACCCACAGCUACUACAACAACAAACAACAAGGCCAUUCCUUGGCAGACUCGACGCUCAUCCACUUUCUUUUUAAACACCAUCAUCAUCAUCCAGACCUCUACCGCACAGGACAGACAGGAUGCCUAAGAACAAGGGAAAGGGAGGAAAGAACCGCAGGCGUGGCAAGAACGAGAACGACAAUGAGAAGCGUGAACUUACCUUCAAGGAGGAUGGCCAGGAGUAUGCGCAGGUCGUGAAGAUGCUCGGAAACGGUCGUCUCGAGGCGCAGUGCUUCGACGGCACGCGUCGACUUGGAAACAUCCGUGGAAAGCUUCGCAAGAAGGUCUGGAUCAACCAGGGCGACAUCAUCCUGCUGUCGCUGCGUGAUUACCAAGACGACAAGGGCGAUGUCAUUCUCAAGUACACCGCCGAUGAAGCCCGUUCCCUCAAGGCCUACGGCGAGCUCCCCGAGACCGCCAAGAUCAACGAGACCGAUACCUUUGGCGGCGGCGAGGACGGCGACUGCGCAUUCGAAUUCGACGAGGACCGCGACUCCGAGAGCGGCGAAGAAGGCGGUGCCGUUGGCAAGGAUAUCGAGAUUGACGAUAUUUAGACCUGGUCGGUCUGGCCGUAUGCCGGCUGCGUCGUGGCCCCCUUCCCCCCCCCCCCCCUCCUCCCUUCUUCUUUUCCCUGUUUCCCUUUAGGAAACUGGCCACAGUUGCACAUGGAAGAGUGGGGUUCAGAGGAGCAGGGGCCGGGCACAAAGGCGCAGGAAGAACUGUCUUCUCUCUCUCAAACCUCGAUUCUGUUCCGCAAGGAAUGAAGACUCGAGGUUCCUCGACAGUUGAUAGACGACUGGGAUGGGAGGGACGUCCCGUGUCGGUGGGGAGGAAAAAGAAACCAAACAACAGCAUACACCUUUUAUGAAUCUUCUUGAUGACAUGAAUUUCUUAUCCGUCUUCUGUCCGAGGAGGAAUGAUCACUUCUUCUUUCAAUUUCCGUCUCCAUUCGGCGCAAUUAGUGUGAUCGAGCGCUAUAUCAAAAAGGGGCUUGCAUGGAGGCACUGGUCGACAUAGUUCAUAAAACGUCAUGAGACCUUGGUAGACCGUAAUGAGAGGCUAUCUGCUG
Messenger RNA from Cryphonectria parasitica EP155, 1133 nucleotides. RefSeq lists its product as uncharacterized. The record is from RefSeq and is a predicted model, not a curated record. Gene Ontology annotation, cellular component: cytoplasm. Lineage: Eukaryota; Fungi; Ascomycota; Sordariomycetes; Diaporthales; Cryphonectriaceae. The coding region runs from base 145 to 618 and encodes 157 amino acids. Gene Ontology annotation, biological process: translational initiation. The transcript has 3 exons. Gene Ontology annotation, molecular function: translation initiation factor activity; RNA binding.